This is a messenger RNA of Elaeis guineensis (African oil palm), 947 nucleotides long. RefSeq lists its product as uncharacterized. The record is from RefSeq and is a predicted model, not a curated record. NCBI's taxonomy places the organism in Eukaryota, Viridiplantae, Streptophyta, Magnoliopsida, Arecales, Arecaceae.
GAGAACGCGAGUCAAUUCGGCCCCGCUAUUUAAACACCGUCAUCGGUGGUGGUGGAUAACCAUCUACCCAUCCCUUCUGGCGCUCCCCCAUCUCGCGAUGGCCGCCUCCGCUGCUGCCCUCCUCCUCGCCGUCCUCUCCCUCCUCUCCGCCGCCGCCACCGCGAGGCCCGGCGCCCACUUCCACCCCUGCAACACCCUCCUUAUAUCCUACACCAUCUCCUCCUCCUCCUCCUCCUCCUCCGGAGGCUCCCUUGUCGGCGAGCCGGCCAAGACCCACCCCACCGGCUUCUUUGCCGUCUACCGCAUAGUCACCCCCUUCCCUCCCCUCUUUGCCGCCUCCUCCUUCGGCGAUCUCUACAUCCGCCCUGCCCAGAUCCGCCGCCCCGACCUCCCCCGCCGGGCUGCCGCCCUCCCCACCGAGCCCAUCGCCACCGCCUUCGGUUUCAGCUCUCUCCAGGAGCGCGCCAAGGACAUCCUCGUGGUCGUCGUCGGCCUUCUCUUCGGGGUCGGGUGCGGCGCCCUCACCGCCGCCACUAUGUACCUCAUCUGGUCCCUCGUCACCAACCGCUACGAGAUCUGCGGCGCCGAUGGGUACUCCGAGGAUGAGGAGGAGGUCGACGAGAGCCCCAAGAAGUCCGGGUAUGUCAAGAUCCCCGCUACCGAGCCGGCCCCGGCUAAAGAAGGGCUUGAGGGAAAUUAAGAUUAGGGGCUUCCAUGAAUAGUGGCGGGGGUGCUUACAUAUAUAUAUAUAUAUAUAUAUGAUACAUAAAUUUGCAUAGUCUCGUGGUUUGUGUUAAUUUGUGUGAUGUCAAGUGGCUCUCCUCUUUGAGGUUUGACUUGAAAUGUUGCAUUCUUAAUACUUAUGUCUGGAAUUUAGUGUUUAAUUCGCUGUGAUUGUGAUUUGCAGGACUCUUCUAUUCCUUGGAAAUUGAUAGGUUUAAGUUGGU